Messenger RNA from Pteronotus mesoamericanus, 231 nucleotides. RefSeq names its product small proline rich protein 4 (gene SPRR4). Lineage: Eukaryota; Metazoa; Chordata; Mammalia; Chiroptera; Mormoopidae. The coding region runs from base 1 to 231 and encodes 76 amino acids. The transcript has a single exon. The record is from RefSeq and is a predicted model, not a curated record.
AUGUCUUCCCAGCAGCAACAGCAACAGCAGCUGCCCCCGAAGAUCCAGCAGCAGCAGGUGAAACAGCCCUGUCAGCCACCACCUGUCAAAUGUCAAGAGACGUGUGCAUCCCAAACCAAGGAUCCAUGUGCUCCCCAGAUCAAGAAGCAAUGUCCACCCAAGGGCACAUCUGUCCCUGCCCAGCAGACAUACCCCUUGGCCCAGCAAACCCCCAAGAGUAAACAGAAGUAA